ACUCGGCUAGUUGCGUCUAACUAAAAUGGCGGCGCUCCUGUAGGGGUCGGGUGUGAUUAUAUGCCACGCUUCCAGCGCUGUUCUCGGGAUUAUUUUGCGUGUGUUUAUCUGUAGUCUAAGCCAUGUUUCCCAGCGUCGGCCUGCGGGCCGUUCUCAGGUCUUCUGCGGGUGUUUUCCGUGACAGCUCGGCUCUGGGCGCCGCGGUGUCGGUCAGACCUCGGGCCUGCAGCGGUCCGGCUCUGUUUUCAGGACCUGCAGUUAACAAAGUUUCAGGAAGCUUCGCAGUUCCACCACCAGUGAGACAUUAUGCCCGGGUUGCAAAGAAAAAGAAAACGGGCCCUGAGAGCCAUCUUGAUGAUCUUUCUCCGACGAUGCUUAAGAUGGAUUAUGCAGCAGUCCCCCUUGCUCAGUCGACGGAUGAUCUUGUCAAACGCCUUCUUUCAUUGGAACUGGCGAAUCACAGGGAAAAGCUAGAGCUGAAAAAGGAACAACUGAUUGCAAAAGUUCAGAGAGAUGAAAACGACCGCAAUUCAGUGGAAGUCCAGGUGGCUAUCUUGACUGCAAGAAUCCGAAACUAUCAGGAGCAUCUGCAGAAACACCACAAAGACAAAGCUAACAAGAGGCGCAUGCUCAUGGCCAUUGAUCGCAGGAAAAAGCUUCUGAAAAACCUCAGAUUGGUUCGUUUUGACACCUUUGAAAAAGUGUGUGAGCAGCUGGGCAUCACCUACACCUUCCCCCCAGAGUACUACCGACGGGCCACCCGCCGCUGGCUGGCCAAGAAGGAGCUCUGCAUUAAGGUUUUCAAGGCAGUGCAGAAGCAGAGAGCAGAGCAAAAGAUGCAGCAACGUUUAGGCACCACAGAGGCAGAGGAAGCCAAGGCACCACAAGCUCAAACGACAUGAAGCAAACUAGCUUAUAAAACUGUCUGUUGUGAACACUUAGGGAUUAUGUUUGCUUGUCUGAGCUCAAACUUUCACGUUCCACAUUCUUCAGUGUUUCCAUCCUAAUGUUACAUUUGAAAUUGUGGUAAUAUCUUAUGGUGUUAUUGGAAAUAAAAUGUCUCAAAAGCA
This is a messenger RNA of Fundulus heteroclitus (mummichog), 1070 nucleotides long. It is a transcript of the gene mrps15, whose product is annotated as mitochondrial ribosomal protein S15. Gene Ontology annotation, biological process: translation. Gene Ontology annotation, molecular function: structural constituent of ribosome. The record is from RefSeq and is a predicted model, not a curated record. Gene Ontology annotation, cellular component: ribosome. The transcript is spliced from 8 exons. Bases 123 to 902 code for a protein of 259 amino acids. NCBI's taxonomy places the organism in Eukaryota, Metazoa, Chordata, Actinopteri, Cyprinodontiformes, Fundulidae.